This is a messenger RNA of Haplochromis burtoni (Burton's mouthbrooder), 9107 nucleotides long. It is a transcript of the gene phf21ab, whose product is annotated as PHD finger protein 21Ab. Gene Ontology annotation, cellular component: histone deacetylase complex. The record is from RefSeq and is a predicted model, not a curated record. NCBI's taxonomy places the organism in Eukaryota, Metazoa, Chordata, Actinopteri, Cichliformes, Cichlidae. Gene Ontology annotation, molecular function: chromatin binding. Gene Ontology annotation, biological process: negative regulation of transcription by RNA polymerase II. Bases 1196 to 3823 code for a protein of 875 amino acids. The transcript is spliced from 19 exons.
UUAAACAAGCCGACACGCGAUGGUGUUACCAUCAACAGGCGCUUGUCCGUCCGUAGUGUGGUUAUAUUAAAUAUAAGAGAAAGAGAGAACUUUAAGAACACAGCCACUACAAUGACAUCCAAACAUGAACAAAUAUCGCCGUAAACAGUUUAUUUUGCGACACCACGAAACAAACGACAGCGUAAAAUGAAACAGAUGUUUUUAUAUCAGCCCUACUUCAGAGGAUUAUGUAGUACUAAUUAAGCUUACAAAAUACCAUCACAAUCACUCAAAGUACUUUGAGGUGCAAGCUGGAGCCUAUAAUACUUGUGUGUACUUACAGUGAAAGUACUUGUGCACUUCUUUCUUUUCUUUUUAUUCUAAUGAAACUUCAAAAAUGUAAAAAUGAAGCAGUCUUUGUGUUUUAUGCACUUUAUUUUGUAGCUUUUACAGUUUUUAUGAGUACUUCGGUACUUCAUUUGUCUGCAGGUUACGGGCUGGGGUGUGAAGUACUCGAGUAUUUCCAUUUCUUUGUACUCCUGAGUACUUUUUCCUGAUGUGCUGCUCACGUUAACCCCAAACAGCAUUCAGAGACAUGAUGCGGCUGUUUUUCCUUAACUUCUUCCGUGGAUUCGUCAUAAAUAAUAGAUCAUCUCAGGACCCUGGGUGUAUUUCUGGCGACACUUUGAAGGGCCCUGACCCUUAUGUUAGUUCCUGUUUCUGGUGUUUUUAGUUUAAAGAAUGUUUUUUGUCUCACUGAUGCAAAGACAUGUAAAUGUUGGCAUCCACACAGCAGGGGGCGCUGCAGGGGCAGGGAUGAGCUAACAGGCUGGUGAUGCAACACAUUAUUAUGAUGAUGAUCUUCUCUGAAUGAUUUUCUUUGUGUUUUUGAGAAAAAUGUGUCGGUUUAUUCUUUUGUUUCCUCUCCAGCAGAGAAACACGAGCGAGUACUGCACAGGGCUCGUUCUUAAUGCUCCUCUUUGGUGUGUCACAUGACCUCUGAAUCACUGUGGGCAGUGUGACCUGAUCAGGUUUGGCUCACAUGUGAAAGUUUUAUGGAGCAAAGAAAAACAAACCCAAACUGUCAAAUAAUAAAAAGAAUCAUCUUAAAACGUGAACAGCAAACAAACUGAAAGCUUCAGAAAACAUCAGCAGAUGGUAGAAAGGGCAGCACAGAGGGGUGGAGUCCGGUCCCACAGCCAGGUGCACCACUUUAAUGCUUCAGUUGGAUGGUUUUCCUACUGGAGACAGUGUUCAGGCUGAUCGAUCGGCUGGCAGACUGACUGGAUCCAUGAUGGAAUUACAGACGUUACAGGAGGCCCUGAAGGUGGAGAUCCAGAUCCAUCAGAAACUGGUUGCUCAGAUGAAGCAGGACCCUCAGAACGCAGAUCUGAAGAAGCAGCUCCACGAACUUCAAGCAAAGAUCACAGCGCUCAGCGAGAAGCAGAAAAAGGUGGUGGAGCAGCUGAGGAAGGAGCUGCUGGUGAAGCAGGAGCCGGAGGCCAAGCUGCAGCUGCAGGUCCAAACUCCUCCAGGAGGAGGAGACAUCAAGCCGGCCAACCCACUGCAGAGCCAGCAGAUAGCUGGAGCGCUGCAGCAGACGCUGACAGUGACGCCGGUCCUCACCACAAAGACGCUGGUGCUGAAAGCUGCCCCCGGCACCGUCCUGCCGCAGCGCCCGCCCACCGUCGCUAUGGUAACCACAGCUAUCACCAAACCCGACUCGCAGAACGCCCCCAUCAACCUCCAGGUGGCCGGCAAGCUGACCAAUCAGAGCUCGGAGCCCAUGCGGCUGGUGUCCAAGAACGCCAUGGUGGUGCAGGCCGCCGCCCAGCCAAUCAAAGUUCCUCAGUUUGUCCCGCCUCCUAGACUGACGCCUCGACCCGCCUUUCAGCCACAGGUCCGGCCAAAGUUGGCCACGCCCACCAAUGUCCCUAUCGCACCGGCCCCUCCCCCACCCAUGAUGGCAGCCCCCCAGUUGCUGCAGCGGCCCGUCAUGUUGGCCACCAAGCUCUCGUCCUCGCUGUCGUCGUCGGCGCCCAUCCACCAGGUCCGCAUCGUCAACGGCCAGCCCUGCAGCAAGACCGGUGCCGCCCCGCUGACGGGCAUCGUCAUCACCACGCCAGUCUCCGCUGCACCCACCCGCCUCGCCAGCCCCGCCCAGGUGCCCCUGCCCACCCCCGUCCCCACUCAGACUCCGGUCCAGCCGAUCCAGAUCAGCAGCCUGACCACUGAGCCCAAGCAGACUGUUAAACCGGGAGGAACAGAGCAGCACGCCGUCGUCAGCCUCCCGUCCUCCUCCUCAACCGCUCCUGUGUCUCCUCCUCCCAGGCCCCUCAAGAAAGAGGAGAACCCAGAGAAACUGGCCUUCAUGGUGUCCUUGGGCCUGGUAACACACGACCACCUGGAAGAAAUUCAGAGCAAAAGACAGGAACGUAAGAGGAGAACGACGGCCAACCCGGUGUACAGCGGCGCCGUGUUUGAACCCGAGAGGAAAAAGAGUGCAGUGAGUUACCUGAACAGCCCUCUGCACCAGGGGACCAGGAAGAGAGCCAACGAAGACUCCCUUUCCAAGGUAUGUCAUACAGACUGUUUGUUUUUGUUUUCUCCCCCCUCUCCAUCUUUCUUUUUUCUUUGUUUUCCGUCUUUGUCGUCUGUCUCAUUUCACCCAGGUCGUCCACCCAAAUACAGCAGCGUCCCGGACCUGGUCAGCCUCACCCCGACCUCCCCCUCCAGCCCCGUCCAUCCCCUCCCCCUGCCCAGCCCCAGCUCUGGGGAUGGAGACAUCCAUGAGGACUUCUGCACUGUGUGCAGACGCAGUGGCCAGUUGCUCAUGUGCGACACGUGUUCUCGUGUUUAUCACCUGGACUGCCUGGAUCCACCCCUGAAAACCAUUCCUAAAGGCAUGUGGAUCUGUCCAAAAUGCCAAGAUCAGAUCCUGAAGAAAGAAGAAGCCAUUCCCUGGCCCGGCACCCUGGCUAUCGUUCAUUCCUACAUCGCUUACAAAGAAGCUAAAGAAGAGGAGAAGCAGAAGCUGAUGAAGUGGAGCUCAGAGCUGAAACUGGAGCGAGAGCAGCUGGAACAGAGAGUCAAGCAGCUCAGCAACUCCAUAACAAAAUGCAUGGAGACCAAAAACACCAUCCUGGCCCGCCAGAAGGAGAUGCAGCUCUCCCUGGACAAAGUCAAACACCUGAUUCGCCUCAUCCAAGCCUUCAACUUCAACCAGGCUCUGGCAGAGACGGAGGGCAAAGACAUGAGAGUCCCGGACAGGGCUGAGGCCGCGGUCAGCUCUGAAGCUCCGCCCAAAGUCAACUCAGCGGAGAAGGUGAAGGCGGGGAGCUCCUUGGCCAGCGUCAUCACCGAAGGGAGCAAGCCCGAGGAGCACGGAGCCGCGGGGAGCCACCAGACGGGCGGAGACACCUCCGGCCAGCCCGACAGCACAGUCCUAACGGCAGAUAGCGGCACCGGCGUGGGGGCGGACGGAAAGGCGGGGCCGGGGGGAGGGGCUAACACGGGGACUGGUCUCCAGGCGGAGAUCGUAGCCAAGCCUGAGACUGAGGUAGCCGCGGCAACUAAUGUUCCCGCUUCUUCGGCCGUUGCCACCACCAACGGCACAGCCGAGCCAGCCCGUCCUGAUCAGAGCCCCGGCGGAGGCCACGGCGCCAACGCCGCCACCGGCUCUGAAAACAAGACAGCUGCCGUCAACCCCCCAGAGACGCCGGCAGAGAAGAAACAGGAGGAGAUCACCGGAAGCGAUGGCAGCAACACCAACAACAGCAAAACCUCAGAACCCUCCCAGCAUUCUUUGCCAGCUCUCGUCAGCAGUUUGGACAAUAAAAAGUAACGCGGCGUCUCUUCAGUCGGGGAAUUCAAACAUAUAUAUUAAAAAAAAAGACUCUUGCUUGCACCGUGUGGUGCCCUGAAGUUGCCAAUCUGUAUAAAUGUUGUUUGUUUGCAUUGUAUUGUCAGACUGUGUCAAUGGUAGAUAUACAGCCCAAGUCACGUGACUCUGGGAAGACGUAGGCCGUUCCACCCACUGAGCUGGGGUACAGGAAGGCGUGCGCACCAGUGUCAUCAUGCCAAUUAGUGAUAGACGUCAUGGUGGGAAUGCUCAAAGGGAGAUUUAACUCAUCAUCACACCAGUGUGUGCCUGUUACAGUGGCCCCUGUUCCCUGCGAGGUGGGGAGACGGUUCACAUGGGCACGAAGAACGCCGAGAACGUGGAGCCAAACAUCUGUCAGGGGUUACUGGUCUAAAGCAGUGUUGUGAUAAAUGAACCUGUUCGUGCCCUCGUCCCAACGAACUUAAUGUGAACGACCAUGAACCUUAACCAUCCGUCCCGACCUUCCCGAUCGUCCGAUCCUCGCCCGGCCGGCCUCCGGAUCUCUUCGGUGGAGAGAAACCCGUGCGUCCCUUCACCCCUUCACUGUGAAAAGGCUUCAGUUUGCUUCAAACACAGAGUGGUGCCAACCACAGGCGCUGCAGAUGCAAACAGUCCUAGAAAUCUGGAUCACGUCGCAUCUGGGUGUUUUUGAUCGGAAGUCAAACGUAGUGGUCUGUGAAUUACGGUGAACUUUGCAGAGAAAAUGAUGCGUUAGCCAACACCGCUCACGCUGAGCGGCCUAACUUACCUUAACCCAGGUACCCGACAGCUGGGUACAAACAACUGUUGAAGGGAGCGAAAGAUAAAAGGCUGAAAAUGGGAUUUUCAGUCCGUCCUGAUUACCGCUAACAGCUCUGAAAAUCAUACCUUAGACUGAUAACCUUCGAUAUCAGCCAGAGACCUCCUCAGACAUCGUCUUUUUAAAGACGGCGGUUGGCGCUUUGAAGCACGCGGCUGCCUUGAAGGUGACGGGUCUGACUUUCCAGAUGAGACUGAUUGGCAGCAUGUCCGCUCAUCAAACCACACGUGCACCUGGUGGUGUAAACCCGGGCUCACCUGCCCAGGUCCGAGAACAAUACACAACAUUAUUGCAGAAACCUUAAAGGCCUCGGCAUCGUCGCUCUUUUGAAGCACACUGACGCCUUUGGAAAGACUUCCCGAGCGAUCCAUAAUCCCUACAUUAUUCCCACUCGCAGUCACCCGGUAACCAAACGGCCCAUCCUCUCCCCAUCUCCUCCCACCUGAGCUCAGGCAGCAAAGACGCCGAGCGGCGCGUUCGACAGGUACAAAGGACGAGGUCGAACAGGCUCGGUAGCCGAACAGAUGUUUUCAGUGGUGUCGGUCAAGUGUAGUGAUUGAGUUUUCAUUCGUGAGUCAAGUGUGUCAACUGUGAGCACUAAAUGUGAAAUUGCAAUACUGCAAUGUCAACACACACAAACUAUAUCUGGGCUGUGUUUCUUUUUUAUAGGAAAAGAUAUUCAGGUCUUCCUAGUCUUCUUCAGAAUAAGUGCUUUCUGUUCCUGAACCUGCUGGACUGGCAUUAUCCACACACAAAGGAGUCCUCUUUUUGAAGCGGUCGUCUUUGCAUCGUGUGCGUUUCUGUUGAAUCCUGAACUGCCAAAACGACAUACCCAAAUUCAGCAGGGACAAGUCCACAUACUGUAUCGAAAGAUCAAAUCACCGGCGUUGUAAGAUAUUUAGAUGCUACCAUUUCAGAAAUUGGAAGUCCCCAGAUUGAGACAGGAGAGCUUACUAAACAAUAACAUUAAAGGAACUUUUUUCCUUCAAACGGUUUGUCGUACGAAGCUGCUCCUUCCGACGGAUCUCAAAGGACGAUAAUCCUGAGAUUAAAGCACAAGCUUGCUGCAUUACAAAGAAGUGCUGAAGAGCUUUUUGUAUGUUAAUAUGGAAUUAAACAGAGUAUGCAUCUCUUUGUUGUGAUGUGACUUAUCCCCCACAUUGCCAAUAUUUUUCUCGGAGGACACACAAACCUCUCUCUGACGUGCGUAGUUCCUGUUUUUGGGAGGAGCGGCCCGAGAAGCGCCUUCGUCCCCUCGCGGUCAGACACGUGCGUCUCUUUUCUUUCGGUGUGGCCGAAGCACGACGCUGUCGUUUGUGGCUGUCGGUUCAGGUGGGUCUGCUGAGCCGAUCACUGCUGGCUUCUUGUUGGGAGCGAGGCAACGACGGCGCCUCUGGUUGUGCUGGAAUUUCUGUCGCUUUCUUUCUUCGAGCUGUUUUGGAGCAUCGUUGCCCAGGUUUCAGUCGCCCGGCGGCGUCUUCACCCCUGAGUGCCAACGCCGUUUGUUUUCUGUCAUCGUGCACGUUCGCUGGGACUAGAGCUCUGCUGUGUGAGUGGCUGUGAUACCUUGUAGGUGUGGGGUAGGCCCAGCAGCAGAGGAGGACGAGGAACACGUGAAGGUGGCCGCGUGUUUCAGCCUGUGUUGCUUACUGAUGAAACAUCAGUAGUUGGACUUUCCUGCUAACACCUGUACGGUCUCUGGAGUGCUGAUAGAAGGCGUUUAGCGACGUGCACGUGGCACUGACCGCAGAGGUGAACACGCUGCAGGGCGACUGCGGGUGACCGUUAACUUCAUAUCACUACGACCAAGUCGGCAUAUCUGACACCCGGUGUUCUCGUAUACAGACUGCCUUCAUUCAGAAGAUCCCACAGAAACGUUUCCAUGCAUUCGGCCGCCGUGUCGCGUUUUAUGCCGUCGGUCAGAAGAGCUCGGCCAUUCGAACACAGAUGGGAAAGAAGAGCCAGAAAAAAGAAAAGAAAAAAGGCAACUAAGGUGUCCCCGGGUCCCUCUGAGUAUCAUUCGUUGUGUGUUUCGUUGUUCGUCGGCGUUCUUCACCACGCGAGGCUGUGUUCACUCAUGGGUAGAGCAGAGUAGUCAUCGAGUCUCAACAAGGUUUUCUUUCAAAGAGCCCGAACUUGUGUUCCAGUCAGACUGGACCUCUCCCUCUGUACAGUAGGUACCUCGAGUGCCUUUCUUCAAACAGCAGAUAAUAUUUGUCUCUUGACUUGCACUGUGACUUGUAGAACCUUACUAACCCCUCCGUAUGACCCUCCGGUCCCCCGUCCCAGGAGCUCCCCCCAAACUCCGGAGCACAAACUCGGUCCCUCCACCUCAGGCUGCCAGUAGUCAAUGCAAGUUAAAUCUACAUUUCAUAUAUGAUGCCGUUUGAAAUCGACCGCAUAGUGUUUUGUUGAUGUUUAAUAGAGGAGUUGCCUUAAAUGUGUUUUGUUUUCGUUUUUUUCUGUGAUUAACUUUUCCAUUCGGAGAAAAAAAAAACACCUGUGCAGACGCGAAGGUCAGAGGUCGUUUGGUGAGAAGCAGUCGGGGUUUUCCCGACGAUGAUGAUGAUGACCUGCUCGGAGCUGUGUUGUGAUGCACUUUUUGAUUUGACCAGUAUUAUCGGACCGGGAUCGGUCAGCAACGCAGAGCGCAGGUGUGAAUCCCGGUUCCCCGGAUUUCCUGGCUGGACUCGCGUUCGUUUUAUUUUGAAAGGUCCAUCGUUGCUUCUGCACUGUUCUGGUUCUUCUUUGGCUUCAGAUAACGCCCGAGUUUGCUAAAUCAGGUCACAUGAGGCGUCUGGCAUGAUCAAACUUUGACCCGAGUAAGAGCAUCUGUCAGUGCAGCGGCGGCAGCGGAGCGCAUGACUUUUUAUGCAAACUUUGAUAAUAGACGUGUCGAAACGUUUUUUUUUAUAUGCAUCUGCUUUUAUUGUUACGUUUUCAUGUGAAACUCGAGUCACUUUCUUUUCUUUGGGCGUUCUGGCAGACACAGAUGCCAGAGCGCGCCGUUUAGGUGUUAAACGUUGCAGCGACCAUCUGCGUUCAAAGGGUUUCUUCAGAAUCAGAAGGUUUUUCCAUGGAUGUAUGAAGAAGAACUGGACACCUGUUCUCCACUGACACGGUGCCGUUUGUGGGGCGGUCCUACCGCAGAACGCUUACCGGUGAUUGGUAGAAGUAGCCUGUGGAUUUGGAGUAACGUCACCCCAAGUUCGACCAGCGCUUGGUUCAAACAUGAACGCAGUCAACGGAUUGUGCCCGCCGCUAGUUUCUUUCUGGGAAGUUACCCAACUUUGACCUCAUCAGCACCUUGUCAGUGGAACGCAGGAGGAAGAUCAUCGAAAAAGUAGCCCUAGCUUUGUCCGGCUCGUGGGUUAACAGAGAGAAAUCGCUGCUGUGAUUGGUUCUGCUUUGUUCAAUGACUGUUUGAUUCAUGGCUUGGCCGAGGUUUAGGUGAUGCCGGGCUACAGAGCAGGAGCUCUGUGGGGGAAAGGAGGCAUGCGUUAGGCCUGAGUGUCUGCCCUGCAUCGGCUCUCUGAAUACAUCCAUGGGUUUAGGUUCUUCGUUGUAGUCUUGAUUUGGCUGAUGCGGCGUGCCGACUGUUGGGAUCCCAGCAGAGCUGCGAAGGUUCGGGGAGGAAGGCUCUCUAAAUUGCUUCUCAGUUUCGAUUUCGCCGAGCCGUCCGGGUGAACUUAUCCAAAGAACACUGAGAGCAUACAUUUCGUCUCUGCAUAUCAUACGGAUGUCGUUUUCCUGCGUUGGCAUCGUGCUCGUGGUCACAUUAACCGCUCAUGCAUUCUAAAAAAAACAAAAGACUGUGCUGGGGGGUCGUUCCUGCGAGGUAGUUUGCUCCGACUUUUAAGUUGUAUCAGUUUUAAAACGAUCAAGUCAUGAUUGUGGCCUUCUAGUAUUCUGUCGGUACAUGACGUCAUUAAUCUCUCGUGCCCGCCCGCCCAUCUGUCUGGACCCAAACGUACACCUGCAGCUUCUUACCUCAUCCACAGCUGAUUCCAUCGGGGUGUGUUUGAGUGCAAAAAAAGAAAAGUUCAAAAAAAGAAAAAACAAAAGUCUUUUUUUAUCUUCCAUUUGGUGAGAUGCAUUGUAGCGAUAUGAAUAAAGAAAAAGUUCACCUGGUGUGCUGAAUAAUGUGUAAAUUGGUAAUUACACAAUCUGAAUAUUUGUAUAAUUGUUUGUAUUUUUUCAUAAUGAUUUUGGAAAGGAAUGUGUUUAUUUUUUUGACUUCUGUUCCAGAUGUGUCUUCUGUUGGCCUGACAUUGUGACUGGUCUGGUGGGAUUCUUACCUCUGUAUUGAGCCUCUUCUGUGAUGAAUUCUUUGUAUGCAGUGUUUAGGAAAUACUGUAGGGAACAUGGGGAGGAGUUGAUAUUAGGAGCAUUUGAUCAAUUUGUAUUUAUUUAUUUUAUCAUUUUGUUAAUAAAUUGUGAAAAGCA